Perca fluviatilis (European perch) is the source of this 841-nucleotide messenger RNA. RefSeq names its product neoverrucotoxin subunit alpha-like. Lineage: Eukaryota; Metazoa; Chordata; Actinopteri; Perciformes; Percidae. The record is from RefSeq and is a predicted model, not a curated record. Gene Ontology annotation, molecular function: protein binding.
CUGAGCCUUUCUCCUGCUGUCAGAAAACACACCGUCGUCUCCACCAGCGUAAAGUCAGACACAACAGGACUCUACUGUUUCCUCUGGGACCUUUCAGAAUAAAAUGUAGUGACCUAAAUGCCUCUGUUACUGUUGUAGUGAUGUGUGGAGGAGGAGAAGUGUCUUUAAUGUCAUUGUUUUUAACGUCUCAGGCAGGGUUUCUCUACCAUUGGAGCCGUUUUAGGUACCACCUAACUGAAUUAAUGUGAAGUCAAUCACUUCCUGCCUGCUUCCUGACAGGUGGAGCUGGGACUCAUUCCAGGAAACAGCUCACCUGUGUCAGAGAUUUCUCUCCAGGUGGAGAGCGACCCUCUUCUUCAUCAACUCUUCUUCAUCAACUGUUUGGACUGUUUGAGGAAACUAAAACAAACGGUCGUCUCCAUCAGAGUAAAGUGAGACACAACACAACUCUACUGUUUCUGAUAAAAGGUUCAAGGUUCAAGGACCCAUCAGAGACCAGACCCUGCUGAACCUAAAGCUGAACCUGAACCCGAACCCGAACCUGAACCUGAACCCAGCUGUGUGUCCAUGGAGCCACCGCUACUUUAAAAAAGAAGGCGACCUUAACUUGAGUGGUGAAUAGAAUAGAAAUGGAGGAGAGAGGAUUGAUGGAGAGACUUGAAUGGCAGAAGGAGAGAAUUGCAAUGGAAAGGGAAAUUGAAAUGUUAAGAAGAAGAAGAUUGAGGACGCAGCAGAGACCAGAGUCUCCUGAACCUGAACCCAGCUGUGUGUCCUUCAAGAGUGACUGGUCAAAUGAUCACUUUAUUAACUUUAAAGGAGAGCAACCCUCUGCUGAAAAGAG